CGCAAAAUAUGACCCUGAGAAACUCCCCCACCCCCACCCCCCUCUCAUCGCACCACUAACAACCGGCGCCGAACAACAGCGGUUUCUGCCUCAAAUUUCUGAAUGAAAUUUAGAGUUGAGUGUUUCCAAAAUGACAUCGUCCGACUUGUCUACACGAAUACAGAUGGAAAUUUCAAAAUUAUUUCCAUUGUUGGUACCUACCAGCCCAGAUUAUACCAGCUAUCAGGGUUUCUUAGAAGUAGAAGGUGCUUUAUUUCGUGUGUCCAUAGUGGCACCUAACUACCCUUAUUCCACAGGUGUAGUUUUUCAUUCAGAAUGGAAGUUGUCAGAGCUUCUAAGCAAGGAUCAAGACACACUAGCCAAGUGGGAAAGGAAGGAAAUGCUCUUGGAUUCAUUUCUUCAAGACCUACACGGACUGAUUAUUCGCUGUUUGGAAAAUGGUGGGAAUUCCCGUCUAGAUUUAGAGAAAGAUUCCAUUCCAUUCGAGGAACAGCUCGACAACCUGCAACAUUACAGUGCCAUUAUUUCAGAAUUAAAAGAGCUGGGAACAGCUAAUAUAGAGUCCUUAAGCAGUGAUUUACGAGAUAUUGCCAUUCAAUAUGAGGACCAAAAUGGAGAAGAUCAUGUGAUGAAAGUAAGAAUAAGUAAUGAUGAUACUGGAAAACUUAGUUUUGAAAUUAUUGACACAGACUUACCAGAGAAAAUCAUUAAAAUACUUCAAAAGGAACCAAACAUUACCAAAGCAUAUGGAGCCUUUUGUGAACAAAUUAGUGUCCUAAAUGGUCUCUGGAGUUCCUUUACUUUAAUAGACAAAAACUGCUGGGUUUUAGACCCAAUUCACCCACGGAAAGCUGAUAUGUACAGGAGAAUAUUUAUUUCGCCUCCUAGUGUUAUGGCUCAAUUAACAUGGGAUCCAUUAAAGCCUAAUCAACCACCAGAAAUAAAAUUUCAAGGAGCUGAUGCUGAAAUAGACACCCUUCGAUGCAUCUAUGAGGAACACUUAGAGGAUUGGGACCAAGAGAGCAAUGUUUUGGAUAAUUUGUGUUUGGUGCUGCAAUUGACAAGCCUGCCUCAACCACCGCCUCCAGAAACAAAUGCUGUCUCCCAAACUGUUGAGACUGGAGAGUGUAGCAUCUGCUACACUGUACAAUUAGAGGGGAAAUUGCCAGAAGAAUCGUGUGGAAAAUGUCUUACCAGUUUCCAUACAGAAUGUUUAUAUGAAUGGUUAAAAAUGAUGCCUGAUAGCAGACAAGUGCAUGGACACUUAAGUGGACCUUGUCCUAACUGUAAUACAAUCAUGAAGUGUCCAUGUCCACAUGCCUUAGCCUGAGGAGGAAUGAUGGUCUAUGAAAAAAGUUCCAAAGGUUUACAGAUCAAAGCUUUAAUUUAAAUCAUUAACUGUUACCAAAAUUACAUAAACUUUAAUCAAAAAUGUGUA
This is a messenger RNA of Thrips palmi, 1438 nucleotides long. It is a transcript of the gene Fancl, whose product is annotated as E3 ubiquitin-protein ligase FANCL. The transcript has 9 exons. NCBI's taxonomy places the organism in Eukaryota, Metazoa, Arthropoda, Insecta, Thysanoptera, Thripidae. Gene Ontology annotation, molecular function: ubiquitin protein ligase activity. Bases 131 to 1330 code for a protein of 399 amino acids. Gene Ontology annotation, biological process: interstrand cross-link repair; protein monoubiquitination. Gene Ontology annotation, cellular component: nucleus; Fanconi anaemia nuclear complex. The record is from RefSeq and is a predicted model, not a curated record.